CCCCAAAGUCUCUUGUCUUUGCUACUUUACAGUUUUGACAAAGUGAAGCAUGGCAACUGUGAUUUUCAUUGACCAAGAGAAUGGAGGUGUUGCUUCUACUAUCCUGUCCAAGGAUCGCCUAAAAUCUACAAUCCCUGGAAAAACCCUUUUGAAAAGUCAUCCAGGGAAAGUGUUUGGCAGCUCUGGAUCUGUGGUAAAGCCAAGAAAAGCUCUGGGAAAUGUCAACAAGCAGGUUGUCAACACAGCAGUACCGCAGAAGAAAGGAGCACUUGGAGUGAAGAAUUCUGCACCAGUUACUAAGCAGGCUUCUGAAGCAUGCAUCAAGCCUGGCAAACGUAACUACCCUGAGAUUGAAAAGUGUGUUCCUUAUGAUCCUGCAGAUUUUGAAACCUCUGAUGUCCCAGAAGAGCACAAACUGAGCCAUUUCUACCUUGGUGGAGCCCCCCUGUUUGUGCAUGAAAAGGAAGCGGCAAACUUUAAUGCCUUGACCCAGGAGCCAGCGCCAAUGGAUGUUCCAGUCUUUAGCUGGGAGUCAGAUAUUUCAGGCACACUACCAUCUUUCCUGGCAACCUUUGAUAUCGCACUGGAUUUACCUCAGGUGAUUUCUGAAGCCUGUAUCAAGCCAAGCUACCCUGAGAUUGAGAAGUGUCUGCCUUACCAUCCUGAAGAGUUUGAAACAUUUGAUGUUCCUGAAGAGUGCAGACUGAGCCAUCUCUACCUUGCUGGAGUUCCCCUUGUGUAUGAAAAUGGGUUUGCAUUAUCGACCAAGGAGCCAAUUCCAAUGGACAUUCCAGUCUUUAGCUGGGAAUCAGAUAUGUCAAGCACAUGCCCAUCCUUCCUGGCAACUCUAGAUGAGGUCACACUUGAUAUGCCCAAGAUGGAAAACUGUUAGCAUUGUUUUAACCUUUUUUGUGACUUUAACUUGUAUGUAUUUUAAAUAAACAUUUUAUUUUAUUAAACAAUUGUUUAACAUUUUACAAAUAAGGUUUCAAAAAGUCAUCACAAACUAAGUACUUUUAUCAAAUGCAAGUAUACAUUUUGGCUUAAAUAUAACCCAAAUCGGUGUAUAUUUAUCCUGUGUGACAGUUGGGAGUCUACAAGCUAUGGUGUGUAAUUUAAAAACUGCAGACAUCCUAACUCUUCUACUCCUGAGCAUGGGGGAUACUCUAA
Messenger RNA from Rana temporaria (common frog), 1170 nucleotides. Its product is annotated as securin-like. Gene Ontology annotation, cellular component: nucleus; cytoplasm. The transcript is spliced from 8 exons. Bases 50 to 892 code for a protein of 280 amino acids. Gene Ontology annotation, biological process: chromosome organization. Lineage: Eukaryota; Metazoa; Chordata; Amphibia; Anura; Ranidae. The record is from RefSeq and is a predicted model, not a curated record.